AGAGAGAGAGAUUUGUACAGGGGAGGGACAGACAUUCUCCAGCCGAGGAGCAGAGCCUCAGUCUGGGCAGCAGAGAGCAGCGCUGUCUGCCUCCACAUCUCCACAUCCUCUCCAGACAGCACCACCCGUUUUUUUUUGGACUAGACACCCCCUGUGCUGUGUCUACGAGCAGGAGUGUGUGGCUGUGUGUCAAUCGUGGAGAAAGCAUCAUCAUCUAGCAGCAGCAUCUUCGGUCCCCCCCCCACCACCAUAACGCGGAACAGGGGAGCACAGCAGCAGAGCAGAGGAGAGGAGCCAGACAGACAGAAGAGGUGGCAUGGAGGAGAGGUGUGUGCGUGUUUGUGCGCGGAGGCAGGGCUGUGGGAUGUGGUGUCUGACGGACGCGGGAGAGAUGCUGUGAGCUCUGGUAUUAGCAGGCAGCUGCGCACCGAGCAUCUCUCUCCUCUCUUCCUCCCUCCUCCUCCUCCUCCUCCCUCCUACCGUCGCCGACCAUUCGCUGGAAACACACGGCUCCACACGGCUCGCUGUGCUCUCUCUCUACUACCGCUGGCUGUUAUCUGCGCGGGGAUUUGACACACACACACCAGAGAGAUGUUCCUAUUCGGGAGGAAGGCCACACGUGUAUUUCUACGCGGACUGUGGUUUUAGUGAUCGUGAGCUGGGAUCCCGCUGUCAAGCACAGGUUCAUUGUGCUUGGCUCACCACUGCUGUGUUCUCAGCCAACUUCUCCUUUCACUAGAUGAUAAAAACAGUCCACAGGAUUGCCAUCCAUGGUUUCUGUCCUAAUAAAUACUAUAUCAUCCUACAUUAAAAACAUUUGCAAAGGAAUGUUUACAAAGAAAUUGGCAAACCCAAUAAAGAAGAAAGAGAGAAGCGAAAAUAAAGAACCCAAAUUGACCACUGAUUUGCAAGCACACAAUCUAACUCUCUCUACCACACUGAAGACUACCGUUAAAAAGAUUUCCAAAUGCUCUUCAGCACGUAACAUAUCACUUGAAGAAGACGACGGAAAGAACGACUGUUCAUCCCUGUCACCCACUUUCAGUUAUCGUGUAGCUAUAGCAAAUGGACUCCCGAAAAACUCUCUUUUUUUGAAUAAUAAUGAAAGUAUUUUUCCUGAGGUUCUUUUGAUAGAUAGUAGUCACUCUGACUCCUUGAGUGAGACAAAACCUGUCAGGAGACUUGAUGAGCAUAAAUCACACACUAUGCCGGUAAGACGAAACAGGAAGAGCCUCAUCAGUUUGGCUCCCUCCGAUGGCAGCUCUGAGGGUGAACGAGUGGAACGCUCCAGUCUACACACACUUAGGCUGGGUGCUCUACGCAAGUUAAGAAAAUGGAAAAAGAGUCAGGAAUGCGUCUCCUCAGACUCCGAGGUGAGCAAUUGGAGGAAAACCUUGGGCAUACGGAGCAAGUCCUUGGACCGCGCUGGACGGCAGCAAAAGAGCUCGACACUGGAGCCUGGCUCAUCCUCCACCGGUUGCAUCAGUCAGACCCAGGAUGUCAUGGAGAUGAUCUUUAAGGAGCUUCAGGGGAUCAGCCAGAUAGAGACAGAACUGUCUGAGCUACGUGGCCAUGUAAAUGCUCUAAAAAGCUCCAUUGAUGAGAUCUCCAGCAGUGUGGAAGUAGUUCAGAGUGAGAUUGAGCAGCUUCGCUCAGGAUUUGUCCAGUCCAGAAGGGAAACACGUGAUAUCCAUGACUACAUAAAACAAAUAAGCCACCAGGCCAAUAAUUCAACCUUGCGGUUCCUCAAUGUUCCUGAAGAGAGGCCAGAGAAAACAGAGAUUCUAAUAUACAAAAUACUAAAAGACAAAAUGGGUUUCAUUGAUGCCCUUAAAACAAUUAAAAUUGAGCUUGCUCAUAGGUUAGGGCAACAGAGAGAAUGUUCUAAUGCAAAACCCCGGCCUAUUAUUGUUAUUUUUGCAACAACCCAAGAGAGGGAUAUAGUCUUAAAAAAGUGCUAUAAGCUUAAAGGAACAGGCAUUACAGUCUCCACUGAUAGCUUAACUCAUGAAGGAAAGGAGAGAAAAGACAAAACAAUGUCUUCCUCACAAACCUAUGAAAGCAUGGAUAUAAAGGUCUCAGGAAAGGAUAAAGUGGUGGAGAGUGAUGACUGGGACUCAAUGGACAGUGAUAAAGAAUUAGACGAAUUAAGCAGAAAUAAAUAUGCAAUGGUGGUUUCAAAGCCUGUUCACAAGAGCAAAUCAGAGAAGAGGCGAGCCCAUGACCAAAGCCGGUCAGGAGAGGAAGCAGGCUACUCAGGCGCCGUUCACUAUGCUGAUGACACUUACUAUGACCCAGACAAGCAUGCAAAGGCCUACUACGCUGAUUUGACCCCUGGUUGGCUUUCCCAGAGUGACUAUUCCACCCCUAAACUCAGCCGCUCUGAGUCUGACUGCUCAAAACUUUGCCAGUCAUACUCAGAAGACUUUUCAGAGAGUCAGUUCUUUACACGGGCUAAUGGCUGCUCCCUGCUGUCCUCCUCAGAUCAGGAACUGUGGCAGAGAAAACAAGAAGACAUGGCCUCGUCCUGGUACGCUGGCGACAGUCUCCCACUAAGCCAUGAGAAUCAAACAUAUGAACACAAUGAGGUUGAGACUACAGAAACUAUUGACAGUGGGGUGAGCAAUGGACUUGUCUGCAUGUCUGGGGACAGAAGCCACUACAGUGGCUCCCAGCUCUCUCUGCAAGGAGACCUAUCACCCUGGAAAGACUGGCAUCAUCUGGAGCAGGGUGCUGAUUCUGGAUUGGAAGCCUCCAUAGAGGUUAGCAGUCCCUUUGACCCGUCAACCAUCCCCGGUUUUCCAGAAAACAUCACUAAAUGUCAGGAGGUUGAUUUACAAUUUGAAGGAGAUGAAGAAUUCAUGUUGCUCGACAGAGAAUCUUCCCUACCACCUAUAACCACCCACAUUAUUCCUCCCAUCACAGAACGGGAGCCUGUCAUCAAGCCAUCCGCCCGGCAGUCUAAGGAGGUAAAUAAGAUGAUCACAAAAGAAAGCACGAAAAUAUCAUCUAAAGAUACCCCUAAAGCUGCAGCUAAAGUUACAAAUAAACAACCCAAAUUGGCUCCUAAAGAAGAAACCACCAAAAUAUUGCCAAAGGAAAGCCCGAGGGUAUCUGCUAAGGCUUCAUCUAAAGUGACCUCUAAAGCAGCUCCUAAAGAGUCACCUAGAGAGAUUCAGAAAUCAGCAGCUAAAGAAUCCUCUCAAGCCCUCCCUAAAGACAGUCCUAAAGUCCCACAUAAAGAUGUCACAAAGCCCACUGUUAAAGAAGUAUCUAAAGUGACGUCUAAGAUAACUUCUAGUGAGGUUGCUAAAGUCACUCCUAAAGUGACCCCAAGAGAGAGCCCAAUAAUGACUCCUAAAGAAAGUCCUAAAGAGUCACCUAAAGAGAGCCCUAAAAUAACCCCAAUUGUGAGUCCCAUUUCAACCCCUAAAGAGUCCCCUAAAGAAUCCCCUAAAGAGUCUCCUAAAGUCAUUGCUAAAGAUCCCCCACAAGUUGCAUCUAGAGAAGGUAUAAAGGUUGUUGCUAAAGAGGUUACCAAAGAAGCUGCAAAACUACCCCCAAAAGAGGUCCUAAAAGAGAUGCCUAAAGUAGCAUCUAAGGAGACUGGUAAAGUACCCACUAAAGAAGUUCCACCUAAAGAAGUUUCUAAGAUUCCACCUAAAGAAGUUUCUCAGAUUCCACUGAAAGAAGUUUCUAAGAUUCCACCUAAAGAAGUCCCGAACGUAGCCCCUAAAGAGAGUCCUAAGGUGCCCCCCAAAGAGUCCCCUAAGGCCAGCCCAACAGAAGCCCCGAAAGUAGCUCCCAAAGUAGCCUCGAAAGAUGCCCCUAAGGAAACACCCAAAGUAGUUCCUAAAGAUAAAUUCCCUGAACUGGAUGUCAAUCAUAGCUUUCAUCAGACCCAAAAUAAGACUACAACUAUGUACCGCAGUCAGAGCGAGAUUCGGACAGAGAAGGUUGAGGAGGUUCCCAAGUCUUGGAGUAGUAGGCUCAGCAUAGAUCUUAGUGAGAAGUCCUUUGGUUUUGGCUUUGGCUCUUCACUGCAGAGGGCUAAGUCAGCUCUGGAGGUUGUUUGGAAGUCUGGUACCCCUGCUCCUACCCCUGCUCCUCAGGAGGAGCCCACCAACUCAUCAUUCAUGGGGCGGUUCCGCACCCUGUCCACCUCUGGUGUAACUAACUCUACAAUAGACUCAGAUGCCCACACAGAGCCUGCCUUCAGGAAGGCAGAGGACAAGAAAGCAAGUGCAGAUGCAGAAGCUGGGGAACAACCAGUGGACAAUGAGACCCACUAUGUUGAAGUGAUGGAGCAGGUACUAGCUAACUUGGAGAACAGAACUAAUGCUAGUGAGGGAGAGGAGACGGAUGAACCUGUGCAGGAAUGUGAGACUUCUCAGGACUAUGAUGUGUCGGAUGACAUUGAGGCCUCUCAAGACGAUGAUGCCUUUCUGGAUUUUGAGGCACCUCAAGAUGAUUUUGAAGCCACAGAUGAGGCAGCUAAAGAGGCAUGUGUUCUGGAGUACGAUUGCAGUCAGGAUGAAGAGUACAGUGAGGACACGGCUGAAUAUGACGCGAUGGUGGAAUAUGUAGACGUAGAAGAACCGGAUGACGAUGUGACAGAGGAGAUGGACAACGCUGAUGAGGAGUUAGAGGAGGUAGAGGAGAUAACAGAGGAGGCCACUGAGGUGUCUGAAAAAGUAGAGCAACAUCAGGAGGAUGAAAACAAAAAUGUUCCAGAGGAGAAGCCCGCAGAGGCCCCACCCAAGAAACGUGUGAGACCCACAUUCAAGGAGGCAGCACUGAGGGCCUACAGGAAACAGAUGUCUGAACUGGAGCAGCAGAUCCUGGCUGGGGACAGCAGUGCUUUGGAUACACAGCCUCGCAGUCUUUUGGACCCCAAAUUGCUCGGCUUGCAGUCUGGAGGGGCUGGCAGUAUUCUUUACGGUAUUGACAGCAUGCCAGAUUUACGCCGCAAGAGGACAGUGCCUCUUGUCCGAGACCUGGCUUUGACCCUCACUGCUCGAAAGGCAGGCAUCUCGUUCGCUCUGGUGAACCGGUCCACCCUGAAUAAUGAGGAUCUGAAAUCUCACGUCUUCAAGAAGACUCUCCAGGCCUUGAUUUACCCGAUUUCAUCCACAACACCCCAUAACUUCGAGGUGUGGACGGCGACUGCGCCCACCUACUGCCAUGAGUGCGAGGGGCUGCUGUGGGGCAUCGCCCGUCAGGGCAUGCGCUGCUCAGAGUGUGGCGUUAAAUGCCACGAGAAGUGCCAGGACCUGCUCAAUGCAGAUUGUUUACAAAGGGCAGUUGAGAAGAGCUCCAAGCACGGGGCGGAGGACAAGACCCAGAAUAUCAUCAUGGCCAUGAAGGAGCGCAUGAAGAUAAGGGAGAAGAACAGUCCCGAAGUGUUCGAGGUAAUCCAGGAGAUGUUCAUCGUCUCCAAAGAAGACUUCACCAGCCAUCUGAAGACGGCCAAGCAGGCUGUUCUGGAUGGGACCUCCAAGUGGUCUGCCAAAAUCAGCAUCACAGUCAUGAGUGCACAGGGCUUACAGGCCAAGGAUAAAACUGGCUCCAGCGACCCUUACGUCACCGUCCAGGUGGGCAAGACCAAACGCAGGACGAAGACCAUCUUCGGCAACCUCAACCCGAUCUGGGAUGAGAAGUUUUACUUCGAAUGUCACAACGCCACCGAUCGCAUCAAAGUGCGCGUGUGGGACGAGGACGAUGACAUCAAAUCACGGGUGAAGCAGCACUUCAAGCGCGAGUCAGAUGAUUUCCUGGGCCAGACCAUCAUCGAGGUUCGCACUCUCAGUGGAGAGAUGGACGUCUGGUACAAUCUAGAUAAAAGGACUGACAAGUCUGCGGUAUCUGGUGCCAUCAGACUGAAGAUCAGUGUGGAAAUGAAAGGGGAGGAGAACGUGGUUCCUCCUCACGGCCAGUACACCUGUUUACAUGAGAACCUGUUCCACUACCUGACCGAGGUGAAGAACAGCGGGGUAGUGAAGAUCCCGAAGGUGAAAGGGGACGAGGCGUGGAAGGUCUACUUUGACGACGUGUCUCAGGAGAUAGUGGACGAGUUCGCCAUGAGAUACGGAGUGGAGUCCAUCUAUCAGGCUAUGACGCACUUCUCCUGUCUGUCCGCCAAAUACAUGUGUCCCGGUGUGCCAGCAGUGAUGAGCAACCUGCUUGCUAAUAUCAAUGCCUACUUCGCCCACACCACCACCACCACCACAACCACUGCCUCCGCCUCUGACCGAUUUGCUGCCUCUAACUUUGGAAGGGAGAAAUUUGUCAAAUUACUGGACCAGCUGCAUAACUCACUGAGGAUCGACCUCUCUAAAUAUCGGGAUAAUUUCCCUGCGGGAAAUCCAGAGCGUCUCCAAGAUCUCAAGUCCACUGUUGAUCUGCUGACCAGCAUCACCUUCUUCAGGAUGAAGGUACAAGAGCUCCAGAGUCCACCCAGAGCCAGUAUGGUGGUGAAGGACUGCGUGAAGGCGUGUCUGGACUCCACAUACAAAUACAUUUUUGAUAACUGUCAUGAACUGUACAACCAACUCCUUGACCAGAGCCGGAAGCAGGACAUUCCCCGAGAGGAGCAGGGUCCGUCCAUAAAGAACCUGGAGUUCUGGCCAAAACUCAUCACUCUCAUGGUGUCCGUCAUCGAUGAAGACCGGACAGCUUACGCCCCAGUCAUUAACCAGUUUCCACAGGAGCUGAAUGCGGGCAGGAUCAGCGCUGAGAUCACGUGGAGCCUCUUUGCCCUGGAUAUGAAGUAUGCAAUGGAAGAGCAUGACAAGCACCGCCUAUGCAAAAGUACUGAAUACAUGAAUCUUCACUUCAAAGUCAAAUGGUUCCACAAUGAGUAUGUUCGUGACCUGCCGGCCUUCAAGGACGUUCCUCCUGAGUAUUCUCUGUGGUUUGAGCCGUUCGUCAUUCAGUGGCUUGAUGAGAACGAGGAUGUUGCCAUGGAUUUCGUCAAUGGAGCGCUGGAAAGGGACAAGAAAGAUGGAUUCCAGCAAACCUCGGAGCACGCCCUCUUCUCCUGUUCGGUGGUGGAUGUGUUCACUCAACUAAACCAGAGUUUUGAGAUCAUCAAGAAGCUGGAGUGUCCAAACCCGCAGGCUCUGGCUCACUUCAUGUGCCGUUUUGCGAAGACUAUCAACAAAGUUCUUCUGCAAUAUGCUGCAAUCAUAUCGAAGGACUUUCCUUUGUAUUUGAGCAAGGAGAACGUGCCCUGCAUCAUCCUCAACAACAUCCAGCAGCUCCGUGUCCAACUGGAGAAGAUGUUUGAGUCCAUGGGCGGCAAACAGGAGGAGGGGGUUGUGUCCUUCUGUAAGCUGGAUGCAGAGGCCAGUGAUCUGCUAAAGGAGCUGCAGAAUAAACUCAACACGGUGCUGGAUGAGCUCAGUGGAGUGUUUGGCUCCAGUUUCAAAGGUGUGAUCGAGGACUGUGUGAAGCAGAUGAACCAGGAGCUGGUUCAGAUGAAAGGCCCGGCCAAAGGGAGCAACGCUGCCAUGGAUGCAGAGUCUGUCCUCCGGCCUCUUAUGGACCUCCUGGAUAAAAAUUUGAUGUUAUUUGCCAAGAUUUGUGAGAAGACUGUGCUGAAACGAGUCCUCAAAGAGCUAUGGAAAAUCGUCCUGAACACCAUCGAGAGAACAAUUGUUCUGCCUCCACUGAGUGACCAGAGUCAAGGAGCUCAGAUGAUCUUCAAUGCUGCCAAGGACUUGGGACAGCUGUCCAAACUGAAGGAGCAUGUCACUCGAGAAGAAGCCAGAAGUCUGACUCCACGACAGUGUGCAGCCAUGGACCUCGUGCUUCCCACCAUCAAGCAAUACUUCCAUGCUGGAGGAAAUGGGCUGAAGAAAACCUUCCUCGAAAAGAGCUCCGAUAUGAAGUCCCUCAAAUAUGCUCUCAGCCUUUACACUCAACCUACAGAUGCCUUGAUCAAGAAAUAUAUAUGCACCCAAACCUCUCAAGGUCAGUCAUCCAACGGAUCCGUGGGGGAGGUGUCGAUGCAAGUGAAUCUCAUCUCUCACCCUGGCACUGGAGAGCACAAAGUCAGCGUGAAGGUGGUCGCAGUGAACAACCUCAUCUGGCAAACCAACGCCAUGUUCCGGCCGUUUGUAGAGGUCAACGCCGUGGGACCACACCUGGCUGACAAGAAGCGCAAAUUCAGCACCAAGACCAAGAAUAACAAUUGGUCACCAAAGUACAAUGAAACAUUCCAAUAUGUUCUAAGUAAUGAACAUGGUCCGGAGGCCUACGAGCUGCACGUCUCGGUAAAGGACUACUGCUUUGCCCGCGAGGACCGCAUCAUCGGCAUGACGGUCAUCCAGCUCAGAGAGCUGGCGGACAAGGGCAGCUGCUCGGCCUGCUACCCCCUGAUGAAGAGCGUCUCCAUGGACGAAACUGGCCUCACCAUCAUGAGGAUACUCUCUCAAAGGACCAACGACGAGGUGGCCAAAGAGUUUGUGCGUCUCAAGACGGACACACGCUCGACGGAGGAAGUGUCAUAAUGUGCAACAAAAAUGCAGUAUUAAAAAGAGUUGUGUUGUCUUAAGUGGAAGAUGAAGAGAAAAAUUGAGAAGGAGAAAGAGCAGUAGCAGCAGAUGUUCUUUCUGGAUAGAAGCUGGAGAAUGAGUUUGUCCAAAGAGAAGCGCAGGAGGCCCAAAUGUGGCGAGACAGCAAGACGGUGAGAGAGAGAGAGAGAGAGAGUUGUGUUUGUUUGUUUGUUUUUGUGCAUGUGCGUAAAACAUCUGUUGGAAUGUUCAUUUUAAAACUACAGUAUGUACAAGUGUUUACUUACCGUAUGCUUACUAUUAAGUACUAUAUUCUACGAGUUAUGUUAACGAGACAUGAAAUACCUUUUGUACAACAUUUAGUCUUUUUGAACAGAGAUUUGUUCCAAUAAAGUGCCAAACCAGUGAAAAAAAGAACAAAACCAACGUAUAUGAAUUAUGGUGAACUUAGUAUGUUUGAAAUUUGCUCGAUUAUUUUGUCCGGUGUAAGUCAUUUUCUGACCGUGUGGCGUUUUGAUUGUUGCAAAGUCUUUCAUUUUGCACCCUCGUUUUUUGGCUUCACGUUCUUCCACACAGCACUGUUGUGCAUGUCCUCUUCUCGGUCAUGUCUCUCCCAUGAUUCCACAGUGACCACCGAGCAGGGUCCUGUCCCCUUGCCUUCAAACUGUUUGUAUUUUAAGUCGACCUGAAAAUAGACCAUGUUUUUUUAAAUGGCGAUGACUGCUAUGUAAACCUUCAUAGGUGUUUGUAAUUUUAUAACCAUGACAACAAUGACGACAGCCUCCAGUGCUAACAGUCUUAGCAGAAAGGAUGGAAAUGUUUUCUUUUUCUUUGGCUUUUUUGUUCUUUGUUUUCGGCCAUCAGCUUCCAGCCUUUCUGAAUGACCACUGUGAACAUGAGCUUUGGAAGGCAAGCUUACAUGACAUUGCUGACAGUUUGAUAUUAUUGUUUCAUAUUUUUCCGAUAACUUUGUUCCUGAUAAACUGCCAAAGUUAUAUAAAAUAUUUGUACAAAAGCAAUCCAUUACAUGUAUGAAGAUAAAUAUGUACAUGUGAUCUAUUACUUUUUCAAUGCUUAAUAUUUGAUUAUUGAUAGGGUGGUACUACUAAGAUUUUAUUUUUUUUAUUUCCUGUGAAGCUGUUAACCAAUAUGAAAGUUGCACAUGUUACUUUACACAUUAGUUAUAUCAGCUUCUGUCAUUGGAAUUAUUUUUCUUCAUAAAGGAAAGAGUCUAACAUUUGGUAAAUAUGCAACAUUCCUAUGUAUUGCACUGAUGGCGAAUUGUAUGUCAUGUAAAUAUAUUUAGUGAGAUAUUGUACAAAAGUCUACUUUUCUUCAAUGUGCAUAAAGUAUGUGCAAAUGUG
Messenger RNA from Sebastes umbrosus (honeycomb rockfish), 9880 nucleotides. It is a transcript of the gene unc13c, whose product is annotated as protein unc-13 homolog C. Gene Ontology annotation, cellular component: terminal bouton; presynaptic membrane; neuromuscular junction. The record is from RefSeq and is a predicted model, not a curated record. Gene Ontology annotation, molecular function: phospholipid binding; diacylglycerol binding; calmodulin binding. The transcript has 34 exons. Gene Ontology annotation, biological process: synaptic vesicle maturation; synaptic vesicle priming; presynaptic dense core vesicle exocytosis. NCBI's taxonomy places the organism in Eukaryota, Metazoa, Chordata, Actinopteri, Perciformes, Sebastidae. The coding region runs from base 771 to 8513 and encodes 2580 amino acids.